CAUCCCUGGCCUUUACUGCCCUGUGUUCCUUGGGGUUUCAUAAUCAUCACAAUUGUUGCGGAGAGCUUCACGAAUAGAUUUUCUCAUAGAAAUUGAUUCAGACUUUGAACACCAUGUUUAAGUUCCCUGAUCAUCAAGUUGCAGGGCACCAAGCCUGUCGUGGACAGCUUGGACCCUUAACAGAUGAUUCAGGACGUUUCUACAAGCCUCUUCAGGAUGGUGAACGUGGCUCCAAAGAGGUGGCUUUCUAUACAAUGUUCUCAUCCAAUACAAGCAUUCCAGGUCAUAUCCACAAAUUCUUUCCUGUUUUCUAUGGCACUCAGCUGGUAGAGGCAUCUGAUGGAUCUGGCUUGUGCCCCCACCUUGUCUUGCAGGAUGUUGUCUCGGGUUGCUGCAAUCCAUCCAUCAUGGACAUUAAAAUUGGAUCCAGAACAUGGCAUCCUGAAGCCUCUAAUGAAUAUAUUGAAAAGUGCUUAAAGAAGGAUAGAAAAUCUACCAGUGUGUCAUUGGGGUUCAGAAUGUCUGGGUUGCAGAUAUUUGAAUGUAAGGAGUCUGGAUUCUGGAAACCAGGAAAGAAGCAAGUUAAGGAUUUCACUCCAGAGGAUGUUAGACUAGUUCUGAGGAAGUUUGUUUCAUCUAACUCUUCUGUUGAUUCAAGGAAUCCUGAUUGUUCUUUUGCCCAUAGUGUUUAUGGUGGUUCUGCUGGGAUUUUGGCACAAUUACUGGAUCUAAAAGAAUGGUUUGAGAAUCAAACCAUGUACCAUUUCUAUUCUUGUUCGGUUCUUAUGUUUUGUGAAAAGGAGCCAUUGCUGGAGGGAAGGGCUUCUGUUGCUGGAAUCAAACUCAUAGAUUUUGCCCAUAUCGUGGAAGGCAAAGGUGUUAUUGAUCAUAACUUCCUGGGAGGGCUUUGCUCUUUGAUAAAGUUUGUCUCUGAGAUUCUUGAUAGUUCAGAUGAGUCUGCGACCAAAGCCUGUGACCAAAGCCUGCAAUCGGGAAUCCAAGAAGACAUCAUUUCUGCUGAUAAUGGCCAGAACCAAUAGGGAACAUUGAACUUUACCAUUGUGCUGUUUUUCCCUCACCGCUACAGUGUUAUGUGUAGCGUUUUUAUUAAUAACAUGGCCAAAAUGGGAUUUUGUAGUUUUAGUUUGGUUAAAAUCUCUGAAUUACCUUUAACUGGACAUUGUCCUAAUUUGUACGCGGAGUUGUGUGUCUGUUUUAGCUGAUUUUUCCAUGACAUCUGAAAAUUUCCUUCCCGCUUUCUCAUUAAGGGCUUGGCAACUAUUAGGGAUUCUGUAUCAUUUAAUAUUUUUUAUUCAAUGAAAGAUUACAUUUUUUUCCCUGAGGAAAGGAUUGUGUUUUAUAAUUUAAUUAAUGUUUUUGCCAAUAAUUUAUGCUAUUUAAUUUUCUUGUAUGUUCCUAUUGAUCAAGGCAGAGCAGCAAACCCUUUAAUGCCCCUCAACACUGUAGACAUGGACCCUCUUUGCUAUGAUGUCGGAAACUACUAAAACGAGAAGAAAUGAUACAAAGAAGUGUUAGUUUCUAUAUAGAGCUCCUAAAAAUUACAGUGUGUCGAUCGGACUUGUCAAGAAAUUUCAAAAGGCUAUAUCAGUGGACCCUUUUUCCUUCCCUGUGAUGGCAAGAAAAACUGUAGACAUGGGACUCUUUUUCCAGGGGCUACACCAUAGAAUUUUCUGUCACUUUCUUGGAAGAUUGGUGGGAAAUGUCAUUACAGAACCGAUCAACACAAUGCUAGUGCUUUAAGCAUAUAGACUUCCAGCCAACCAGGUAUACCUUUCUUUAAAGAAAUGCACUUCUUCUAA
Rubroshorea leprosula is the source of this 1820-nucleotide messenger RNA. Lineage: Eukaryota; Viridiplantae; Streptophyta; Magnoliopsida; Malvales; Dipterocarpaceae. The record is from the annotation of a GenBank genome assembly.